Seriola dumerili (greater amberjack) is the source of this 1156-nucleotide messenger RNA. It is a transcript of the gene cidec, whose product is annotated as cell death inducing DFFA like effector c. The transcript has 6 exons. Gene Ontology annotation, biological process: apoptotic process; regulation of apoptotic process. The record is from RefSeq and is a predicted model, not a curated record. Lineage: Eukaryota; Metazoa; Chordata; Actinopteri; Carangiformes; Carangidae. Bases 150 to 875 code for a protein of 241 amino acids.
UGACCAAGUGGUGCAAGAAACAGCAACAAGAGAAUAGAGUGUGUUGUCACAGAGGUUUAGUUGUCCAAACGCAGUUGGGAGAAGACGUCAGGAACUAAGGAUUAUAUUCGCACACGGUCAGGACAACAGUUGUGUCCAGGUGCUCUCAGAUGGAUUAUGCCAUGAAGUCUCUCAGCCUUUUGACUCCGUCUUCCCUCUCCAAGUGUGUGACAGCCAGCGUGUCAGCCAGUGCUUCCAUGACCCAGCAGCUCCUGUCGGGUCUAGCUCCUCAGCCAAAGCCCUUCAGAGUCACAAAUGCUGACCGCAGUGUGAAGAAAGGCAUCAUGGCAGAUGCGCUAGAAGACUUGAUGAACAAGGUCAGCGACUCGCUGAGCGUACCGUGUGUCAGUGCGUUGGUGCUGGAUGAGGAUGGCACAGGUGUGGACACAGAGGAGUUCUUCCAGACACUGGCUGAUAACACCGUCCUCAUGGUCCUGGAGAAAGGACAGAAGUGGACCCCACAUCCAAACAGCCCCUCGAGAGAUCAGCUCAGUGAUCACCGGCCGCUGCGCCGGACAGAUGUGGCCAAGCUGACCUUUGACCUCUACAAGAACAACCCUAAAGAUUUCAUUGGCUGCCUGAACGUCAAAGCAACCCUGUACGGUGUUUAUUCUGUGUCCUAUGACCUGCGCUGUUACGCUGCCAAAAACAUGUUGAAGGAGGCUCUGCGAUGGACCAUCUUCUCCAUGCAGGCCACAGGCCACAUCCUGCUGGGCUCCUCCUGCUACAUCGAGCAGCUGCUGGAGGAGGAGGAGCGAGCAGAGAAGAGUCUGCUGCCACAGGAAAGCAGGAUCAGGCAGCUGCAGAGUAUGCUGCUGGGAAAGAUCUGCUACUGAUGACAGACUUGAACUGAUGAUGGUGGAGUGGACAUAUUGUCCAUUCUUAGAUUUAGCACACACAUGAAACUACUUGAUCAUGUCACUGUUUCCUGUGCAGUUUGGAGACACCAGAUACUGCAGCAGUCUGUUCUCACAGUUACUUUGUUGCUCUGUUACAUUAUUUUGCUGCAUAUGUAUGUAGAAGCCAACACUACAAGUUGUUCCUCAGAAAGCACUUUUACUCACUAUCUAACUUUUUCCUAUGGAGAUGAAUAAAUAAAACUAACACUUUUUUAUUU